Manihot esculenta (cassava) is the source of this 5975-nucleotide messenger RNA. Its product is annotated as calmodulin binding protein PICBP. The record is from RefSeq and is a predicted model, not a curated record. Bases 1 to 5652 code for a protein of 1883 amino acids. The transcript is spliced from 3 exons. NCBI's taxonomy places the organism in Eukaryota, Viridiplantae, Streptophyta, Magnoliopsida, Malpighiales, Euphorbiaceae. Gene Ontology annotation, molecular function: calmodulin binding.
AUGGAUCCUUGUGAGAUUGUAAAUGAAGAAGAUUUUGAUUAUUCAACCAUGUCUGAGAGCUCGUUUGUGACCACUGGAUCAUCAUCUUCAGGUCAUCAGAAUCAGGACAUCAAGCACAAGGGAGCAGCAGAGCCAACGAGGAAAGUGAAGAAGUUGAGAUCAAUCAAGCUCGUCAGAUUGCCAAGCUUGAGGCUCACUACAAGACAAGCAAGAGUUCAACUUGAUUCUCUCUCUACCUUCCCGAGUGGUAUAGCAAGUUUACUGCAGCUUGAUCAAGCGGACAUAUCAGAUGCAUCGCCAAAUUAUAUGAAGACCACCACUUCUUCUGAUGCAAGGAAGGAGAGUUUACAGAAAUCAUCAAGAAUUUUGACGAGAAGAUCUAGUUUUAAGCCUUCAAAGAGUUUGACAAGGUUGUCUAGUACAAAAUACAGGAGAUCUUUGAUGAGGAAGUCUUCUGGGGGAUCUGACCUGAAGGGGAAACUGAAGAAGUCCAGAUCAAUCAAGACGAGAAAUCUAUCUUCAAUUGCUUCAUCAAAUGAUGCAGAUACAUCAGCUAGUCAACUGAAGGAAAGGAGCCAUUGUGAUGUAAAGGACGCUCAUUUUCAGGCAAGUUCUUGUAGCCCUGAGUCUAGUUUGAGUAGCAAGGAUAAAAGUAAGAAAAGCUCGAAGAAUUUAAAGCCCAAUUUAGCUUCUGGUAACAAAUCAAUGAGGGCCAUAACCAGAACACCUUCUUUGAGACCUCAAAGAAUCUUAACAAAAAUGAACAGUAUAAGAACAAAGAGGCCUUCCAUGAAGAAAUACUCUCAAAUGGUUGACUCAAGCAUACAAAAAGCCACAUGUUCUUCAGUUCUCAAGGAUUCCAAGUUUCCUGACCAUCUUGAGCUUCAACCAGGAGGAAGUGAAUAUGAAAGAAUUUCAGCCAUGAAAGUGUGCACAUAUAGUUAUUGUUCACUUCAUGGCCAUCGCCACUCUGAUUUACCUCCAUUAAAGCGCUUUGUAUCAAUGAGGAGACGUCAGCUGAAGACUCAGAGAAGUAUCAAAUUGGAAAGUCGAUCCUUUAACAGAGCAAAACGUUCUACUAAAGCAAAGAAAGGAAUGCAAGCAAGCAAAAUGGGUUGCCAAACAGAUGCUGCAAUUCCAGAAACAACCCAGAAGAGCAGAGAAAUCACUUCAAUCAGAAAAAUGGCUGAACCAGAAGCUGACUUUAAUGGAGAAAGCAAUUAUGGUGGAGAUGAUGAAGAUACCAACAAUUAUAAAUGUGUUGGUGAGAGUAUACUUGAAGAGGUAUUACAUCCUCGUCUGUGUCUGAACAAGAAACUGCAGCUCAGUGAGUUAUCCACAGAAGAAAGUAAAGAAUACUGUACAGACAAGAAGGGAGAGGGAACUGUUGCAUCCAACUCCCAUAAUUAUUUUCUUCCUGUUGAUCAUCCUGAGCACGCUAAUACCAUCUUACAAAAGGUCGAAAAUCCUGGACAGUGUGAUAUCCUGCCGUUUGAUGAUAUUGCUGGCACCUGCCAUGAGGAAAUUCCAGCAGGUGGAGAAUUUCUCCAAAAUGUCAAUGAAGCUAGAUUUUCAGGUUUGAACUUUGAUGCAUACAAAGGUGAUCGAGAAUUGAAGACUUCAGAGGCAACGACUUCAACAAGUUUAGCUAGAAAGCCAAUUGAUAAAUUCAGAAGCCUAAGCGCCAAAGCAUUUGAGGAUGCAAGCAGAAUAAAUGAUGUGAUAUCUUCUGCUUCCACAUGUGAUCAACUAGUUGAACAAACUUCAGAAAGAGGGGAAAAGAAUGAAGAUCCUCUGCAAGACACUCAGUUCCCAGGGACAGAUUCGGAGCCCGAUAGAUUUUCUGGUUUGAACUUUGAUGCAUACAAAAGUGAUCCAGAAUUGAAGACUUCGGAGACAAUGACUUCAACAAGUUCAGCUAGAGAGCCAAUUGAUAAAUCCAGAAGCCUAAGCGCGAAAGCAUUUGAGGAUGCAAGCGCAAUAAAUGAUGUGAUUUCUUAUGCUUCCACAUGUGACCAACUAGUUGAACAAACUUCAGACAGAGAGGAAAAGAAUGAAGAUCCUCAGCAAGACAAUCAGUUCCCAGGGACAGAUUCUGAGCCCGAUAGACUUUCAGGUCUGAACUUCGAUGCAUACAAAGGUGAUCCAGAAUUGAAGACUUCAGAGGCAAUGACUUCAACAGGUUCAGCUCAAGAGCCAACUGAUGAAUCCAGAAGCCUAAGCGCGGAAGCUUUUGAGGAUGCAAGCACAAUAAAUGAUGAGAUUUCUUCUGCUUCCACAUGUGACCAACUAGUUGAACAAACUUCAGAGAGAGAGGAAAAGAAUGAAGAUCCUCUGCAAGACAAUCAGUUCCCAGAGACAGAUUCGGAGCCCAAUAGAUUUUCAGGUUUGAACUUUGAUGCGUACAAAGGUGAUCCAGAAUUGAAGACUUCAGAGGCAAUGACUUCAACAAGUUCAGCUAGAGAGCCAAUUGAUAAAUCCAGAAGCCUAAGCGCGAAAGCAUUUGAGGAUGCAAGAACAAUAAAUGAUGUGAUUUCUUAUGCUUCCACAUGUGACCUAGUAGUUGAACAAACUUCAGACAUAGAGGAAAAGAAUGAAGACCCUCUGCAAGACAAUCAAUUCCCAGGGAUAGAAUCUGAGCCCCAUAGAUUUUCAGGUUCGAACUUUGAUGCGUACAAAGGUGAAACAGAAUUGAAGACUUCAGAGGCAAUGACUUCAACAGAUUCAGCUAGAGAGCCAACUGAUAAAUCCAGAAGCCUAUGCACAAAAGCAUUUGAGGAUGCAAGCACAAUAAAUGAUGUGAUUUCUUCUGCUUCCACAUGUGACCAACUAGUUGAACAAACUUCAGAGAGAGAGGAAAAGAAUGAAGACCCUCUGCAAGACAAUCAGUUCCCAGGGACAGAUUCGGAGCCCAAUAGAUUUUCAGGUUUGAACUUUGAUGCAUACAAAGCUGAUCCAGAAUUGAAGACUUCAGAGGCAAUGACUUCAACAAGUUCAGCUAGAGAGCCAAUUGAUAAAUCCAGAAGCCUACGCGCGAAAGCAAUUGAGGAUGCAAGCACAAUAAAUGGUGCGAUUUCUUCUGUUUCCACAUGUGACCAACUAGUUGAACAAACUUCAGAUAGAGAGGAAAAGAAUGAAGAUCUUCUGCAAGACAAUCAGUUCCCAGGGACAGAUUCUGAGCCUGAUUGCAACUCUCCUGUAGUAGAGAAAACCCAAAUGGAGAAGCAAAGACACGCAGGACUGUGGACCCUGAUAUAUCAACAUAUGGCAUCAGGUAUUGCUUCAGAUUACGAAAUGCAGCCAACUGUUAACAAAAUGGAUAAGGAACAAGGGGAAGAUGCAAACACUUUGCCUGCAAUGAACAAUUCAGAUUCUUGUGGAGAUUUUUCUGGAAAAGAUCAGGGCAUGGAGGUGUAUGAUCGUGAUAGAGGCAGCCAUAAGAUUGAGCUUUACCAGCGCAGUGCCAUUAAAUUGGUACAGGAAGCGUUUGAUAAAAUCCUCUCAGAAAUUCCCGAUCACUCAUCUGAUGAUCAAUCAACUAAAAUCGACAGCAUGUUAGACAAGGGAGAAAAGAUUCAUGCUGCAAGUGGGUUUGAUUCAGGUAAAGAAAGCGCGGAACAAGAUCAGGCAGAAAUGAGGCUGAAUGAAUAUACUAUGCAUGGGCCAGAAGGACAGAAAACACAAUCCGAUGUAGAAAGCAAAUCUAACCAGCAAGCACCCAAGAGCUGGAGUAACCUGAAAAAGAUAAUUAUCCUCAAGAGAUUUGUCAAGGCAUUGGAAAAGGUGAGGAACUUCAAUCCUCGGAAGCUACAGCAUCUACCAGUACAGCUUGAACCUGAAGCAGAAAAGAUCUAUCUACGCCAUCAGGCCAUGGAAGACAGAAAAAAUUCCGAGGCAUGGAUGCUUGAUUAUGCACUUCAACAGGUUAUUUCUACACUAGCCCCAGCUCAGAGAAGAAAAGUAGCUUUGCUUGUUCAGGCAUUUGAAACAAUUGUUCCAUUACCAGAAACUGGUACUAGUCCAACGUAUCAUGUAGCUGCUUCUUCACAUGCAACUCCAGCUCAAACUUUUACUGCUUCCUCUUAUGAAAAUGGUUCUGGAAAAGGAAAAGAAAACAAUUUUGGAAUCUCUCUUCGUAAAUCAUCAUUCCCCAAAGAGGAUCAAGACCAAGUCAGUAACUCCUACACAUCAGAGGAGGACUUUCCAGAAUCUAGUUCUGAGGUCAAUAAACCAUGUUCAGAAUCUGGUUCCACUCACACAGCACCGAGUAUUUUGACUUCUGAAUUCACUUCCACAGGCUUGAAGGAAAAAAUUGGAGAUCUCAAUCAUGAUAAUGGUGACCAAAAUUCCAUUGCCAAAGAUGAUGACCCUGGACAUACCAAUUACUGUUUGCUGGAGCCAGGCGAAGCUGACUUAUCUGAUAAGCCUUCCCUAGAGUCAGCUGAUGUGGCAACCAGUUCUCAUGAUGAAGUUUCACUAAAUGGAGAAAUUCUCCAAGAAGUUCCUGUAGAAGUAAGUUUGAUUUCUGCUUUAGAAGUCCAAGAUCGUGAUUUUGAAUUCAACAGUGAAACAUUGGUGUCAGAUUGUCGAAUUGAUCUCACUGGUGAACAUUCAGAUGGAACCAAAAGCCAAAUCCAAAAAAAUUUGGCAGGAUCAAUUGCAGAUGACAAUGCACACAUUUCUGUUUCUGUCUCUGAACUGCAGGAAGAAUCAUCUAAAGUCACUGAAGGAGAAAAUGUGCUUCAAAAUAAGUGUUUCCAAGAAUUUUCUGCACAUGAAGAAUCUAAAUUCAGUUCUGCUGACAGAGCACAUGAAAAGCAGAAAAAUAUGAGACUUUGGUACUUAAUAUACAAGCACAUGGUUUCAGGCAGUGCAAGUCUACUCGAGGAGGGGCCAGACAAGGAAGAACAAGCAGAUGAUGCAAACACAUCUUACGGAAUGGAUAAUGGUUGUUCUCAUCAAGGUUUUUCUCAGGAUAAAGAUAUAAAUAAUCAUAAAGCAGGCAACCAAAAGAUCGAACUCCAGCAGAUUGAAGCCAUAAGAAUGGUUGAAGAAGCAAUUGAUGAAAUCCCGGUUCCAGAUAUUCAAGAUGACUCACAUGAUGAUCAAUCAGUCAGCAGUGAUGUAAUCCGAGAUCAGGAUUUCCUUGAAAGGCAACCUGAUGAAGGAGGGGAAUCUUAUAUCUCAAAUUACAUUGGUUAUGCCAAAGAGAGCUUUGGAGAAUCCAGCAGUACAAAAAUAGAGCAAAGCUCCAUGCUGGAUCCAAAAGAACCAUACCUGAUUCCUGAAAAGAAUGCUAUAGCAGACAAAGAAAAAACUGCAUUCAUGGAAGAAAAUAAGCCUAAACCGCCAGCACAGAAGAACUGGAGCAAUCUGAAAAGGCUAAUCCUUCUUAAGAGAUUCGUCAAGGCAUUGGAAAAGGUUAAGAAGUUGAAUUUGCGGGAGCCACAAUUCCUGCCCUUGGAGCCUGAGAAGGAUCCAGAAAAAGUUCAUCUAAGGCAUCAAGAUGUGGAGGAUAGGAAAAAUGCUGAUGAAUGGAUGCUUGACUAUGCACUUCAAAAGGUUGUUACUAAAUUAACUCCAGCUCGAAAAAGAAAAGUGCAGUUGCUUGUGGAAGCUUUUGAGUCAGUCAUGCCUACUAUUGGAAGUUGAAAGGGGAGAAAUUCCCAAUGCUAAAGCUACUCUGGAUUCAAAAUCUAUAAACCUGAAGUUUAUUCGGAAGGUAUGGUGACAAGAAGCUACCUUUUAAUGCUCAUUUCAAAUGGCUCUAUACAUCAUUAAAAUUUUCAGCAAAAACCAUCAUUUGUGGAAGAAAGUCAAUCAGAAAGUUGCAACUCAAAAGUUCAAUGGAGAUUUGUGAAGGUACAUACAGUGAAAACAAUUUUUAGCAAUUUUUGGAGCUUCUUAGUACCUGUGAAGAGUGAUGACAUAUAUAUAUGUAUAUGUGCGUGUGUGUAUAUAUAUAUAUAUAUAUA